GCUCCUUUCACCUCUUGACCUUGGCUCGAUGUCACAACCACUCCAGUCCCCGUCAACUCACAGCCUUCUGCCUCCCAUCAGCCCAGGUGGUGCACCGUCGAUACGUACCGUCGCCAGCAAUGCGUCUCUUCGGUCGCAGAGCGACUCGCGUUACGCCAUAGCAAGCGAAGGUUCGACGAGCCCGGUCCCUGCCUCAAUAUCCGAUAAGUUCGCAAUGUCGCCAGACCCGUCAUCGUGGGGCGGUAAUCUUUCGCCGAAUUUUCGGGAACCUGACGACGAACUACACAAUCCCGACCCUAAGCGGGACCGCAAAAGCGACAAAGGGGGCACAAUCUUGACCUCUCGUGGCAUUGCGAACUUGGGAUGUCUGGUCAUCCUGUUUACUGGCAUCGGAAUGCUCUUUGCCGGAUAUCCUCUCAUCUCCCAUUUUACUAAAAGGCAGCAAACAAGUCUCGGCGGAUUCAAUCUUGGGGGCACUAACGCGACCGGUCAGGUGCCCAAGAUGCCAGGCAACUGGGGUCUUGUCGAUCUAGAGACGCCUGAAGAAGUUUACACUAAGGUCGAUUAUGUUAGCGGAAAGACCUGGGAACUGGUCUUCAGUGACGAGUUCAACACUGAUGGUCGUACUUUCUAUCCUGGAGACGACCCUUAUUGGGAAGCGGUCGACUUACACUACUGGGAAACAAACAACAUGGAGUGGUACGACCCGGCAUCCAUCACUACUCGCAAUGGAUCGUUGGAAAUCACGCUGUCCGCUCAGCAGACGCAUGGGCUGAACUACUCGGGCGGUAUGAUGACCACGUGGAAUAAGUUCUGCUUUACCGGUGGCCUUGUUGAAGCUUCAGUCGUUCUUCCCGGUACAAAUAAUAUCGUCGGCCUCUGGCCCGCCAUUUGGAUGAUGGGUAAUCUCGGUCGGGCCGGUUAUGGUGCAAGCCUCGAGGGCAUGUGGCCCUACUCGUACGACUCUUGUGAUGUCGGCACGGUUGCGAAUCAAACAAUGAAUGGUCUCCCAAUCGCAGCUACAGAGAACGGUGAUCCCAGUAAUGGCGAUGUACUCUCUUACCUACCUGGUCAGCGUCUCUCGCGUUGCACCUGCCCAGGCGAAUCGCAUCCUGGUCCUGUUCACACCGAUGGUACUUACGUCGGCCGUUCUGCACCCGAAAUCGAUAUUUUCGAAGCUACGAUGGGCGGUAGCCCACUCCAAGGUCAGGUCUCUCAGUCAGGACAGUGGGGCCCCUUCAACGCCGAAUACCAAUGGUUCAACACGUCUGCAAAUCUCAUUAUUCCCAACACCACCCUCACUGUGCUAAACCCCUAUAUGGGCGGUGCUUUCCAGCAGGCCACCUCCGGUUUAACUUGGACCAACCAGGAGGCGUAUGAGCUGACCGGCGACCAAUUCUCGGUUUAUGGCGUACAGUAUCAGCCUGGUUUCGACAAUGCCUACAUCGCCUGGAUUGCUGACGGCCAGAUGGCCUGGCAGCUGAACCAGCCUGGUAUGGCUGCUGACCCUCGCGUCGAGAUUGGCUCUCGCCCUGUGCCGCAAGAACCGAUGUAUUUGAUAGCCAACUUGGGAAUGUCUCAGAACUUCGGCUUUGUCGACAUCGCCCAUCUCACCUUCCCCACAACAUUGAAGGUUGACUGGAUUCGCGUGUAUCAGGACCCGGACAACAAGAACAUUGGCUGUGAUCCGGAGGAUUUCCCAACUGCCGCUUACAUUAACCAGUACAUCGAAGCGUACACUAACCCGAACUUGACAACUUGGCGUAACGAUUUUGGGCAGCCAUUCCCCAAGAGCAACUUCUUGGGCCAAUGCUAAUUUCUUCUCGUGGAUUAGGACACAGGACCUUUAGACUGCUCACAUCUUCAUUGUUCCACGUGCUUUCCCGCUGCAUUUACAUUGGCAUAAUUUUCAGGAGACAUACCCACAUCAUUACACUUGUUUUCUACUAGGAUAUGGUCUCGUGCUUGUCCAGCGCAUCUUUAAUAUGAGCU
Molecule: messenger RNA, 1992 nt
Organism: Phanerochaete carnosa HHB-10118-sp
Lineage: Eukaryota; Fungi; Basidiomycota; Agaricomycetes; Polyporales; Phanerochaetaceae
Product: glycoside hydrolase family 16 protein
Exons: 12
Coding region: 29-1816 (595 amino acids)
Biological process (GO): (1->6)-beta-D-glucan biosynthetic process; fungal-type cell wall organization
Cellular component (GO): plasma membrane; endoplasmic reticulum membrane
Molecular function (GO): glucosidase activity
Source: RefSeq, a predicted model, not a curated record